This is a messenger RNA of Ectocarpus sp. CCAP 1310/34, 1803 nucleotides long. Lineage: Eukaryota; Phaeophyceae; Ectocarpales; Ectocarpaceae. The record is from the annotation of a GenBank genome assembly.
AUGGUGUGCGCCGCCGUGUUGGUCCACCAUCUGCUCAAAGGGCACCCGUACCGCAAACUGGCUCAGAGUCUUCGCCAUUGGCAGUCGCGGUCGACGCCGUCAGUAUUGGGCACCCAGCGCGUGUUGGGCCUCACGGCCUCCUACUCCUACGAGUUCGGGAACCCGAGGGCGAAAGCUCGCCUGCGCGCGUUAUCGAGCGAGCUGUGUCUCACGAACAUCGAGACGGUAUCCCACCAAGAACUGAGAGCGGGCGGGUGCCACGCCGCGAUGGCCGAGGUGUUGUUGCCUCCCUCGACGGUAACCCCGUCCGGAGUGCUGCCCGAGGCGGACAGAACCCAACAGCCGGCGACGAUGUUCUUGCUCCGGGAGCGCAGGAACGAAGGUACCGACUUUGCCGGUCGGAUCAUGGCCUGCGUCCGCGGUAUGGAGAAGGCGAUAACGGCCGUGUCGGAGCACCCGACUUUCGCCUCGCCGCUUGUCCUCGACGGCCAGAUGAAGGCUUGCGAGUGGGGCGCCUACGCCCACAGCCUCGCAUACAACGGUGCCGGCGGCGGCGGCGCCACCAACAGGGGCUGUCCAACCAACCAGUACUCGCGGCAGCCGCAGCCGCCGUCUGUGCAUCGUCCGAUGCUCGCCGAGCUGGAGCACUGGUACGAGGCCGUCAAGGUCCUGGUCGUGUCCUGGGAGGAGAGGGAAGACGAGGCCGCGACCAUCCUCGACAUGUUCGGCUGCACGGGGUCCCCGAGCCACCGCGUCGCGCCCGAGGUCGUCUGGCCGGGCGACGUGCGGCAAAAGAUAUCGGUUUUCUGGGAGGCAGUACCAGGAACGUUCCCUCGGUUCGAGCACCUGAAGAACGUUCUUCUGGACAAGUACGACCACCACGGGGGCAAUGGAAGCGGCGGCAGCGAAGGGGAAGCCUUCCGCGGCAUAGUGUUCGUGCGCCAGCGCGUGACGACCCACGUGCUGGCCCACGUGAUCGCCGCCGACCCCAGCAUGGCGCCCUUCUCCGCGGCCUGCCUGUGCGCCUCCUCCUCCCCGGCGACGGCCUCCCUCUCCCUCUCCGAGAGAGCCACCCAGGAGAUCCUCGAGGCCUUCCGGUCCGGCAGCGUGAACCUCCUCCUGUCGACCGCCGUCGCCGAGGAGGGCAUCGACGUCGCCGACGCGAACUGCGUGGUCCGGUACGACUCCAUCGACCACGUCGUGUCCAUGGUGCAGGGGCGGGGCCGCGCGAGGGGGGAGAAAAGCAGCUUCGUGGUGCUCUGCGAGCGGGCGGACCGCACCACGGCCGACCUCGAGGCCGUCGAGCAGCGGCAGCUGUGGCAGCUCCGAAACAUCGAGCCAGGCCACCAAUGCGAACGUGGUGUGGACGUUGUGGCCGCCGCCGCCGCCGUUGUGCCAGACCCAGUCCAGCAGGGCGACGACACGACUUCUGGUUCGGAUGGUACUGGCAGCAGCACAGACACGGGAGACGGGCCUUUCGGUAGCAUCGUGGAGGACACGGACGACACGACUGAUUCUUCGGAGGUCAGCAGUCACAGAAUGUGGCGUCCUGCAGCAGCGGAGGUGGCGGUGCUGCUGUAGCUCGUAGACUUUGUAGUCUACCACAGAGGUUACACUGCUGUCACCGCUCUAUCACAGAGGUUGGUCUACACUGCUGUGAGAUCGGUAGGCCCGAGCGAGCUCUGGAAAGAGAAAUGUAGAUAGAUUUUCUUAUCAACUGACUCCCUGGUCAGGCUUUGAUGGGUGCUAGAUGAGAGUGAGCACAAGGGGCGAAGGCGCGCUUGUGUCUCAUCUCAACAACAA